Molecule: messenger RNA, 1170 nt
Organism: Aureobasidium vineae
Lineage: Eukaryota; Fungi; Ascomycota; Dothideomycetes; Dothideales; Saccotheciaceae
Source: the annotation of a GenBank genome assembly
AUGUUUCUUCGCCAACUCGACCUGACGACAGCUCUUCGUCCGUCUUUGUUGCCUGAUGAAACUCUCCUAUAUGUCCAAGAUUCGGUGGGACUCUAUGAGGGUAAAUAUAAAAUUCCCAGCUACCAGGAUGGCCAUGCAUACUUGACCUCACAUCGCAUAUGCUAUGUCGGCAAUCAGGAGCCGCGGAAGUUUUCCAUCUCCAUUGAUCUCAAGGAUGUCGACAGGCCAGAGUUCUAUGCCGGCUUCUUAAAAUCAUCAGCAAAGGUCACGCUGUAUCCGAAAGCUCCAAAACAUAAUGCUUUGGCUAUCAGGAGUCCAAAACCUGGUUAUCCAAGUCCGGGUAGUUCGUUGGGAUCUACACCACCGAGCCGAUAUGCCACUCCAGGACGCACUGUUGCACCCUCGCCGGCGCCCGUAAGGGAUCCGAACGCGACUUGGAUAUGUCCCAUAUGUUCAUUUGCGAACCCCGUCCCGUCCAACUUUGAUCCAAGCACUGCAAAUGAUCGGACACCUUUACCGCCGUGUCUUGCUUGUGGUAUCAAGCCUCCUCUCGUCCAUGUCGUCAAAGCAGCCAUCGCAGCAUUGUCAAAUCGAUCAAGCGGUUCAACCUUCACACCUACCCCUGCACCGGCCACAAAUAGCCCACUAUCAUCUUCACCACAGACACCUGUGGAUGUGUCUCUAAACCAAUGUCCACGAUGUACCUUCUCAAACCACCCCUCCCUCAGCAGCUGUGAGAUAUGCGGCGCAAAACUCUCAAGCUCAGCAGACAGACGCUCCCAGAUCAUCGAAAGCGCCAUCACGCGCCCAGAAUCACCAGCCCCAUCCCUUCCAACCUCAGUCCUAGGCGACACAACUCCAGAAAGUGUCAAACUCUCCUUCCGCGCCGGCGGCGACAAGAUCUUUUACGAACGCCUAAAAGGUGCUUUAGUUCAACGAAAAUGGCUGCUCCAAAACGCACCUCCGAUACCUAGAUCCCACACCGGCGAGUCAAGUCAAACAGCAACAUACUCAGCAACCGACGGCUACACACCCACACCCCCACCCCCAAAAGUGGUCGGUAUAGCAGGCCUCGAGCAACGAAGAGCAGAAUUGCGCAAGAACAACGAAUUCGUUAUCGGCAGCGCCUUCGAAGACCUCGAAGCCCUCAUGACCUCAGCAAAGAAGUAA